Messenger RNA from Symbiodinium sp. CCMP2592, 1698 nucleotides. The record is from the annotation of a GenBank genome assembly. NCBI's taxonomy places the organism in Eukaryota, Dinophyceae, Suessiales, Symbiodiniaceae.
AUGGGUGCCGGCACAAGCUGUUGCAAAAAGGACGAGAUCGUGGAAGUAAGCAAUGUGAUUCACCAGAACCACCACGAAGAAGUCCCAGAUCCGAUCCCUGAGCUGGGACUGGAGAGCCCCGGGACGGAGGAGGGGAAGUCGGUCGAGCCCUUUGAGGAAUUCCCUCGGGAGUCCUUCGAUCUCACGCAGCUCCAGCCCCGGCUAAGUGUGGAUCCAAUGCUCCUCCGAGGGAUUUCCCUGCGGAAGUCCUUGCGGAAGUUGGGUCGGAUCUGGAUGACCAAGCCCAGCCAGCUGACAGCAACGGAUCACCAAGUUCUCUCGGAAGCAUCUGUCAAGGUGGAUCGCUUCGACGUCUUCAUCUCGCAUACCUGGGAGACCUCUGCAAAGUUGAAAAUAUGGGCAUUGACCUUGCAGACAGGUUGGCGUUGCAUCGUGGUAUCUUGGCUGGUCUUCAAUCUGCUCGCGGCAUUUCUCUCCAUCAAUGCGUUCCUUCCCUAUCUCAACCCUUACUGGUUCACCAAUGCAUAUUGGACCGGUUGGGUGGUGAUAUCUCCAUGGAUGCGCAUCGCUGGGAUUCUGAGCUUCGUCGUCGGCCUGGCCGUGGCCGCUUACUGGCCCAACUGGCCGAGAUCUGACUUGGCCUUCGUGGACGUGGUGAGCAUCGAUCAGGCGGACCCAUCGAUGACGCAAAGGGGGGUUUAUGGCCUGGGAGGUUUCUUGGCGCUCUCUCGAGAACUCAUGGUGCUCUGGAGUCCUCCGCUUUUCACGAGGCUUUGGUGCGUCUUCGAGUUGGCAGCCUUCCGGAAAGCGAACCCGAAUGGAAAGAUCGUACUGGCUCCGCUCUACGUGGAGGUGCUUGUCGGGCUCAUCUUGCUGUGGCUGCUGUUCAUGCAGCUUUUGCACUUCGUGCUCUACAACUUCUUCCCUCUCUCGCAGAUCUUUGUCUUCUUGGGACUCCUUCCCAUACUUCUCUGCAUCCACCAGGCCAGGAAGACCUUCGGAGAGAAGCGCCAGCUUUUGGCGAACCUCCGAAAGUUUGAUCUGAGCCUCGCCUCCUGCAGUAACGACUUCGACCGAAGAUUCAUCUACGCCGGCAUCCGUGCAUGGUAUGGCAGCUAUGAGGCCUUCACGGAGUACGUGAGAGGACCUGUCUUCCUAGAGCUCGUGUCUCCGCUCUUGAGCUUCCAGGUGCCGUUACGAUAUUGGGUCCUGAUCGGUCUCUUCGAGAUGAGUUCACUGCUCGAGUUCACUGUGGCUUUCAUCCGAGGGGGAGCCCCCAUCGAGAUGGUUCUGUCUCAGCUCUUGGCGUCCGUCCUGAGCCAGAUUCUUUGGCGCCUUCUGGCGAUGCAGCUGGUGUUCUUUCUCUGUGAUCGUUGCAGCCUCUCCGGCUUUUGCUGCGUUGACCUCCUGGUCAGCUUCGGGAUUUGGCUGCUGGUCGUGGCGUUCCUGUUUGGAUCCUUUCAGCUAUCAGGCUUCGCGGAAGCAAAUGGCUUGGCGUUCUCCGCUGCGAGCGCUUUGCUGGCCUCGGUCGCGAGCUUCUUGGCCUUUGGCGGUUGCAGCUGCUUGAAGCAGCGCCUGAGCCCAAAAGGGGGUUCCUUCAGACCCAAUGAUUCUCCUGUUCUAGGUGAGAGCCAGGGCCCCAAACGGGGUUCUUCCAAACCCGAUGAUUCUCCUGCUCUGGGCGAGAACCAAGCCUAG